AAUAUAAGCUGGCGAUGUUUGCUGCGGUGCGCAUUUCAGUAGUGGGCUUCCACAAUAAAGUACGUCUCUUGGCCGAUCAAAUUGGAACUAUAUCAAGAGCGUCAGCGAUAAACACAUCCUCGCAGACACGUUCAAUGGGAUCCGAAAUAUCUCAGAACAAUGCUUCUGAGAAGUUGCAAAAGAAGACGAUUGAGGAUAAUUUCCAUGGCCUUCACACCGAUCGUGAGCCUGUUAGUUACCAAGUGAAUGACUUCAAACAAUUAAUCCGAAACAAAAAUGAUGCAAAACGGAUACAUCUUAUACUUCUUGAAUGUCAAGCAUUGUUUGAAACGACAAGUCGAAUACCUCCUGUUAUUGAAGAAAAACAUAUGAUUGAACUGAUGCAAUUACAUUGUCAGGUUCAGAGAUCACACUACUUUAAAUAUAUGUUUAUAACACAAAUGAGACGAAAGAAUAAACAAAUCGACAAGAAAAUGCAUCGCUUAGAGUCGGAGCUAAAGCUAAAGCCGCCUUUGCAAGGCAGCAUUUUAUAUCAUUGUAAUGAUCCUCUACAGCAUGUUUUCUACAAUUGGCGAUUGGCUAGCGCUGCCUCAUUGGGACAAAAACUUGUGCUCGAUUGUUCAUUUGAGCAUGAAAUGACUCCAAGGCAGUUUAGCAGUUUCAGGACACAGUUGCGGUUUACAUAUAAUUACAACAAGAUUUCUCGCGAUCCUUUCGAUUUAAUCUUAUCGGAUAUCCCGAAAGGCGGGUUAUUGGAUAAUGAGAUAGGCAAAAUAUUUCCUCAUAUUAACAAAAGCAAUUGCCUCAUCACGAAAAGCUACGAAAACUUUCUCAGGAUAUGCCCGAAUAAACGCAUUAUCUACUUAUCGCCGAACUCGGAAAAGGUCAUUACAAAAUGGGAUGCUGACGCAGUGUUUGUGAUAGGCGGAAUUGUCGACACGUCACGAUCGAAGAGACUGUCAAUUACCAAGGCCAAACAGAUGCAGGUUGAGCAUUUCAAACUGCCAAUCGGCCACUAUAUAUCGCAGUUUUCAUUAAAUUCAUCUCAGACAUUAGCCAUUCAUGUUGUUGCCGACAUUUUAUUGACGAUCAAGGAGACCAACGACUGGAAAAAAGCCUUUUCCAAGGUGCCGACACGUUUCAAAAACAACAUUGAGAAGAUAAGAGCUCUUCAUGAGGUUAAAAAUAAAACCCACCUUAAGCCGAAAUUCCGUGAAUGGUAAUUAUGAGAAAAUAAACAAGAUAUUGAAUGCUUUCACAGUGUAUACAAAAUAUGGAAGAGAGAGAGAGAGAGAGAGAGUUAAAUAAUAGUUGAAAGUUACUGUGAACUCGUAUUGAAUAAAUUAGCGAAAAGAUGGCAGCCAAAUAUGUGGUCAAAUAUAGGUCAAAACAUAAGCUGCUAUAUGCCGUAUGCAAGGUGAUAAAUGAAUGCGAAUAUAAAGCAGGUAUUAUGGAAGAGGUAGAUCGUCUAUACUUAAGAUUACACUUCGCGGACUAUAAAUGAUAUGUCUAAUUAACAUCAAACUAACAAUUUGAUGUUUUGUGCUUUGACCUAAAAGAUCAUUUGUAGUUUAGCGCACAUUUUAUCGUGAAAUCACCAUACUGUCAACAGUAGCCAAGCUUGUUUAUAUUUGUUCCUUUUGAUGAGAGAGAUUCGCAGCUAGAGCUGAACGGUACCUUAUAUAAACGUACCUAGUCGACCCUCGAUCCAGGUCAGUUAGAUCAAAAGGGAGAACGGACGUCAUUGUCGGAUAAACAUAAACUACAAUAUAUACAGAGUGAUAAUUUUA
Messenger RNA from Varroa destructor (honeybee mite), 1790 nucleotides. Its product is annotated as mitochondrial ribonuclease P protein 1 homolog. NCBI's taxonomy places the organism in Eukaryota, Metazoa, Arthropoda, Arachnida, Mesostigmata, Varroidae. The record is from RefSeq and is a predicted model, not a curated record. Gene Ontology annotation, molecular function: tRNA binding. Gene Ontology annotation, cellular component: nucleus; mitochondrion; nucleoplasm. Gene Ontology annotation, biological process: mitochondrial tRNA 5'-end processing; positive regulation of mitochondrial translation.